This is a messenger RNA of Condylura cristata (star-nosed mole), 1881 nucleotides long. It is a transcript of the gene SCOC, whose product is annotated as short coiled-coil protein. Gene Ontology annotation, cellular component: trans-Golgi network. The record is from RefSeq and is a predicted model, not a curated record. The transcript has 4 exons. NCBI's taxonomy places the organism in Eukaryota, Metazoa, Chordata, Mammalia, Eulipotyphla, Talpidae. The coding region runs from base 1 to 540 and encodes 179 amino acids.
AUGUCCCUUUGUUAUGGCAAAAGGCGGGUCCCGGGGGUUUGGCGACGGGAUGAUUGGGGCGUCGGGCAGCUAGUGCGCAGACGUGCCGACCCGCGUCGGGAUUGGCGGGCGGGGGCGGGACUCCCACCUUGGCGCUUGCUCCGUGGGCGGCGAGGGCGGAGCUGCCGGGGUCAGUUGGUCCAAGAGUCGGGGCCUGAGGCGGCCUCCCGAUCCCUCCCCCUCCCGGCGCCUCUAUCGGCAGACCGCUCACCAAGAAUUUUGUAUCCAAGACCCCAAAGUUUGUUACCUAAGAUGAUGAAUGCAGACAUGGAUGCAGUUGAUGCUGAAAAUCAGGUGGAACUGGAGGAAAAAACACGACUUAUUAAUCAAGUGUUGGAACUUCAACACACACUUGAAGAUCUCUCUGCAAGAGUAGAUGCAGUUAAGGAAGAAAAUCUGAAGCUAAAAUCGGAAAAUCAAGUUCUUGGACAGUAUAUAGAAAACCUCAUGUCCGCGUCUAGUGUUUUUCAAACAACUGAUACAAAAAGCAAAAGAAAGUAAGGGAUUGAUAUCCCUUUGGUUUUAUGGAAUUGCUGCUGGUCCUUUUUUUUCUUUAAACUUUGGAUAGCUUCCAAAAGUUACAGUACUUUUGUUUGUGGCUUCACUGAAUAUUUAUGGAGAUGUCGUCAGAUCUAGGCAAAAUUAAGAGCAUAACAGAAGACUUCAUGAGUUUGUGUAUUAUGUUAGUCUAUGAAAAUGUGCAGAUGUAUUGUAGAGACUUUAUAAUUAGAAAUGCAUAUAUUUAUGAAACUUGAAAAUGAACGUUUUGCUGAAUUUCCUUUGAUUUAUAGGUUUAGCACUGUCUUUUAUUAGGUGUAGUAAGAAAAACAAGAAAAUAACCACCACGUUGUGACAAAGUGACCAAAUCAUGUACUGAAUGCGCAGCUUUGUGUCCUGUCCACCGUCCUGUGCCUCUGCUCCAUUUGCUUCUCCUUCCCAGGCCCCUUGGUUUCACAUUUGUAGACGUGAUUUCAUGAGUUAACCAUCUGUGAAAAUAACCUGAGCUUAAUUGUUGAAACGUAACCAAAAUAAGGUACGCUCAGUUAGGACUUUUUAACUUUUAGUAAUAGGGAUAGUAUUGAUGGUUUCUCUUUAAUCUACAAUGAUUUUUCCUCAAAGCUUAAUUGUCAAACUGGGUAACUUGGUAUAUGAACAGAUGAGUUCUGGUUACAUGUUUGAAAUUGAAAUUCUUGAAGAAAAAUGGAAGUUGGAGAAAAGCACUUGGUAAACAACUUCAAAUAUUUUUACAUAUUUGUGUUAUUUCUGGCACAAGUUAGAUCUUUGGGGGAUAUACAUGAGCAUGGAUUCUUUUACUAACCUGUGUAAGCCACAUCUCGAAAAGAAUACCGCAGAGUUUGGUCUUAAGGCUUAUUUGUAGUACUCAGAAGAUCAACUUUUGCACAAUCUCUUCAGAGUGUCCUAGUAUCAUAAUCAUGAAUAGAAUGGAAAGUUUUACAUGCAUACUAAUGGGUUUCCAGUAUUUUAUCUCACUACUCCAGCCGUUUUCUGCAAACCCAUUCUCUUAAGGUUUGCAGGGCUACAGUCAUUCUUUGGCAGUUUUUAAAAUUGUACUUUGUAAAUUCUGCUGGGUAAAGAAUUCAGUCUGAGGAAUGACGUUGACUAGGCAAAGCAAUGCCUGGUUUGGCUUGUGGUCGCCAGACUUGGGCUCCUUGUAGCCGUGGGCUAGACUGACGUUUGCACUGGCGUAGGGUCCAGAGACAGCUCGGCUGUGUGGACGCGAGUCUCACUGCAAACACUACAUUCUUUGAGAACUAAUUUACAAACAUUUAAAAUUGUGUUGCUGUUACGUUAUUGCUGUUUAAUAAAAAGCUGUUUCAGAGA